UUGAGCUUAAUUGGAAGUGAAAGCACAGAGAUGGAGAGCAACAUAAUGUUGAAGAACCAGAAUCUGGAUGCCUUUGAUAUUCUUAGAAAAGCUUUUGUUAUCUCUUCCAGAAACAUUAACUUCUUUCUCUUCACUAUUUUCGCUUCCCUUCCUCUCUUCUGUUUCUUGGUUUACUAUCAACCUUUUCUACAAAUAUUCCAGGAUCAAGUAUCAGAAAUUCUAAAACAACCGGCCUUUGUUUAUUAUUUUGAGGACUACAUGUUUAAUUGGUCAUUACCAUUUGAUGCAACCCCGGAAUGGAACAAAGGGUUUCCUGGUGAGUUGAUUCAACAAGCACUUCUCUAUCUGGUGCCUUUCCAUCUCCUAGAGCUCAUCACCAUGCUUGCAAUUGCUAAUUUGGCCUCGAAGAUAUAUAAAGAAGAGAGACCAAUGAGUCUGAAGGAGAUGGUGCGUACACAACCUUUCGACAAAUCUGGACUGAAAGCCUUUUUCAUCACAUCUGUCUAUGUUCUCGUCUUGUCCACCUGUAGUGAGCUACUCGGAUUUGUAUGGUCAGCUGCAAGCUACUCUUUUGCAUUCAGUAUUGUGAUUUCGAUAUUGGAGGGGAUACAUGGAACCAGGGCAUUUGGUCUAGUAACGUAUCUAAGCACUGGCAACGAGUGGGGAGGGUUUCUUUUGAUGUUGAUUUUCUUUGCUUGGGAAGUAACUUUAAGGUUGCCAUGUCUCUAUUUUGGCUGCAAAGGAAGGGGGAAUGAAAUGUUUGUUGCACAGAGUAGCUUGUUGUGCUUAGGAAAUGUGUUCAAGUUGGUCGUCUUUGUUAUAUAUUUCCACGAUUGCAAGAACCGGGUUUUAGAAAAGAGGUUGAUGAUCAAGGCUAAAAGAGCUGGUUAUCAGAGCUGUGUAUGAAUAGGCACCACAAGCAAGUACAUUGAUGUGAUCAUCAUCAGAAAACUCUGGUCUACGCAUACAACAUUUUAAGGUCGUAUUUAAUAAAUGAUUAUCAUUAAAUAUGUACAACUUCAAUGUUUUCAUCUUCGCUUUCAUGUUUUGUUUGUUGUAUUGAAAGGGAUAUAAACCUUGAACUGUUAUAGUUCUUUUAGUUGGAUAUCCCUUAUCAGGGUACUUGACAGUCAUAUUUGGAAAAUGUACCAUUAUUGACACCCUUGAAAGUAGUGUUCCUGAGAUGGCUGAUAAAAAUAUAUAAGGCUUACAUUAU
Molecule: messenger RNA, 1216 nt
Organism: Rosa chinensis
Lineage: Eukaryota; Viridiplantae; Streptophyta; Magnoliopsida; Rosales; Rosaceae
Exons: 2
Coding region: 31-906 (291 amino acids)
Source: RefSeq, a predicted model, not a curated record